CUGUCUUUCUUUUUUCUCUUUCUUCUUUUAUAUUCUCCGACAAAAGAAAAAGUACAAGAUACCCAGAAAAAGAGUGUAGAAACUACAUUUGUUCUUCUUCUCUGUUCUGCUUCGAAAUUAUGGGUUCCUCUGUUUCUAAAACCGCUUCCUCUGCUUCUGCUUCUUCUAUAACAUCGAUUUUGAAUUCACCUCCGGAGACGGAAUUCAACAUCCCUUCUUCAUCGGUACCUAAAGCUUUCACAUUUCCGAUGCCGUCGAUUCAUCAUCCACCUGCUAAAAAAGGCGACACACACCACUUUGUCUCUCUUACAUCGACCACUUACGGUUCUCUUGUUCUCGACGACAGACAAACAUUGCCUCACAUCUCCGUUUCCGGGAAGAGUAACAAGAAGAUGCCUGAAACAGAGGAGGCUCGCGACUCGUUCUCUCCUGACUCAGUGAUCAACACAUGGGAGCUCAUGAACGACCUCGACGACGAAUUCGAUUCCGCGAAUUCCGAUACAAGUAAGAGUAAUUCCGUCGUAAAUUUGGAUUCCUUUUCUAAACCCAUCACGAAUCGAGACGUGGUUAUUAAUGGGUCUGCGUAUGGAUCUUACGAAGAUGAGGAAGAUUGGAGAUUAUUGCCUUUUAAACCUAAGCAACCUCUGUGGAAACAUAUGUCUGAAGAAUCAUUUCUCUCUGAUUUAGAUCCUAACAUUAUCUCAUCUUACAAAAGAGCACUGUCCUCCAAACAGCUAGGCAAGAACAGUAGCAAUGGCCACUCAAAUCAUUCGGUUUUAGUCAGUUUACCAGAAUAUGUAUCUUCUAGUCCAUUGAGUUCUCAGACUUCGGAAAAAGACCAAGAGAAACCAAGAUUGCUUGAAAAAGAAGAUAACGAGAACAAGAUAGUAGUAUACUUCACUAGCCUCAGAGGAAUUCGAAAGACGUAUGAAGAUUGUUGUUGCGUUAGAGCGAUAUUGAGAGGGUUUCAGGUUGCGGUAGAGGAGCGUGACAUCUCAAUGGACUCCAAAUACAGGAAAGAGCUUCAGAAUGCACUCGGCGAAGAGAAACCGGUUUGUUUGCCUCAGGUGUUUAUAAGAGGCGUCCGCAUUGGUGGAAUUGAGGAGAUCAAGAUACUCAACGAUGGAGGUGAACUGGCAGAGAUGUUAAAAGAUUUUCCUGCUUGCGAAUCCAUUGGAGCCUGCGAUAGCUGCGGAGAUGCAAGGUUUGUGCCGUGUACUAAUUGUGGCGGUAGUACUAAAGUGUUUGAGGAACAAGAAGAUGGGUUUAAGAGAUGCAAUGGAUGCAAUGAGAAUGGAUUGGUACGUUGUAACAAGUGUUGUCUUUAGUAAUUGGAUUCGUUUGAGUGAUGUUGUUGUGAAAAUGUGAAGAGAAGAAAAAGAAUCUAAAGAUAUAACUUUUGACUUAAGAUAUGUUUGGUUGGUUGUGUUC
Molecule: messenger RNA, 1431 nt
Organism: Arabidopsis thaliana (thale cress)
Lineage: Eukaryota; Viridiplantae; Streptophyta; Magnoliopsida; Brassicales; Brassicaceae
Product: Glutaredoxin family protein
Exons: 1
Coding region: 120-1328 (402 amino acids)
Source: RefSeq, marked reviewed